CCCGAGCAGGUACCGGCCGUGAGAGCCCGGCCCUGAGUGACCGCCCCACCCCGCCCCGCCCGCGCCGCCAUGUUCAACGGCCCCGCCGCCCUCGACCAGGGACCGAUUGUUGGAAUUGCAGUACUACAUAAACACCAAAUAUUAUUCACUUGCAUGUAAACAUUCUAGUUUGAAAUAUACAUAAGAAACUUACAGAAUGGAGGUGUUUUUGCAGAGUCCUAAGUGGCUUGUGUGAAUGGAUGUAAUAGGGGGCAUUUUGGACUGCUGCUACUUUAUUUUCAGUGUAGGAAACACUGUGAAACUAAAGAUCAAAGUCGCUGCACAAGUGAAGACAUCACAAGAGCCAAGUAAGAACUAUUUCCACACAAGGCAGCAUGGAGAUAAAUGAGUGAUGUCAAGCCAAAGCUAAUAAGCACUACUGAGAGGCAAAGCAUGUUAGCACUGUGUUGAACCCAAGUUAAUAUAUCAAGAUGGCUUCCAGAGCUGUUUUCAUCUUCCUUCAAAAAGCUGUGGGAUUUGCCAGCAGUGGACUGCCUCUUAUGGAAGCCACUUGUGCUGUAUGAGAAAACAGUAAAGAAAAUGAGCAUAGUUUGUAAGUGUCUUUACUGAUUGAGAAGCUAAAAUUAUUUUCUGCCUGUGAAACGUGGAAAAAUGUUCAAAAAUCAUUAUCAGGGUGGCCAGUUUGUUGAAAUAUUCAGUGCUCAAGGCAAGAACCCAGGAGCAAAAUGGAAGAUUUUUGGCAAUCCAUCAGCUAUAUGGAAAGAAUAUGACAAAGAACUAAAAGGCUUUGUUUUUGUACUUGAAGGAAGCAGUCAAGUCAACAAAAUGCAGCUACCAAAGGAAACUAGACAAACUUUGGGACUGAUCCAGCAAUUUCUGACCCUUCAGAUUUUUGUACCAUUGGGAAAACACUUUUCCACUGAGUUACUGAUAACCGAUUUAGGCAAUAUUAAAAGAAGAUUGUAUUUGUCAACAGUCCACAAGGAGUUGUCUGUAACCCCUCUGCAUGCAAAAAUUCCUCUGUUUAUGAUCAAGCGCAAAAUAUGGUGCAAUAUGUGUAUUGACUUGGCAGCAUUCACCAGUGAAAUAUUCAGAGGAGCUGUCUUCCAGUCUUUGGAUGGAAUUAUUAUUUCAGCUAACUGUAAGCUACGAAAGAUCUUCACUUUAAAAUCCAAGCCGCAAGAUACAGCUGAGGAAAAUGUUACGCGUGUUGUUCCACAUGAUCCCACACAUGUUAUUCCUCGAACCUGCCAGCUAAAUAGAGAUGUGCCACAAGUUACUCAACUGCUGAACCUAACAAAAAUUCACAAGCCAGAAAUAAAAUGUAGAGAAUAUCCAGUGCAAGAAACAGGUAGCUUGGUUAAUAGAGGACAAGGCAACAUACGCAGCAGUAAAACUCGAGAUGUAUCACAUAUUGCCUUUGGAUCAAAAAUCCUUGGGCCACCUCCAUCUUCAAACAGGAGAGUCAGUACAAAGGUACCUGGAGAGAAAAUAAUGUCUUUCAAGGUAACAAAGACCUCGGGUAUCAAAAGUAAUAGAUCAUGCCAACUUCAAAAUUCAGGACUGCCAGCUGAAUCCAUACAAGACAUUGAGAGAUUGGAGCUAUCAUUCUCAUCAUACAAUGAUUAUUUAGAUCAAGGAGGCAAAAGAAAUACUCACCAAACAACUGAAGAUACAUGUCAAAAUGACCCUGAAAUUCAGACUGAGAAAACAUCUGUGAGUGGAGAAGCAGAUUUUCAGCUCACCUCACCACAAGUACCAGCACCAGACAAGAACAGUCAUAAAAGAUUAUCUCUAAAAAAUGCAGCCAAAACCACAUGGGAGAUAACCAGUGAUGAAUGGGAAUUUCCAGGAAGUUUCACUGAGAGUAUUCGGUUGGAUAGGAGUGAGCAGUUCAUAGCUACUGAAGAUUCAGCCUGCCAUAAUUUAAACUCACCCCAGAAUGCCUCUGUUGAACAUCACAGCAGUGAAACAGGUGAUCAGCAAGUGAAUAAUAAAGAGAUUUUCACAUUUUCAUCAAGACCUCGAUCAGCUCCUCAUGGGAAGUCUCCAAAUAUGUCACCAGAACGUUAUGUUUUCCCUUUGGAUUUGGAGCCAGACAGUAACAGAGUACAUGAGAAAACACAAGAUAACUUCCAAGGAACUGACAGCAGUGAAGAGGAUGACAACAAUGAACUCAUCCAGGGUACUGGGAACCUUGAGAUCAGCCACUGUAGACAAGGAACAUCUGAUUCAGCAGUUUUUAAAGAGAUCCCAUUAAAAAAGCUGUCGUGGAAAACUGAAUACUGGAAGAAUAAGGAACACAGCAAACAUAACCUCGAUGAGACCAUCUUACCAAACCCACAGAGUUCCACUGUGAGAAAAACAGAUUCUACUAGCUCUCAGAGAAGCUUGAAGCCUAUCCUUUCUCUUUCUCCAACUCAAAGUAAAUCUAAAUUCUUUAAAGCAAUUAGAAAUGGAUCUGAAAAAACUGAAAGAUAUGAAGGAGUUUCUGAUCAAUUAGAAAGAUCCGUCAGUAAAAUGUCUCUCAAGAAAAUCUCAAAAGAAAAUUCUUGUCUGACAGCACAGACUUGUGAGUAUGGCUGGAGAAACUACAACUCAAACACGUUGAGUUCAUCUGAACUGCAGAUGCUGGCCAGCAUGAAGAGACAACAAAAUGAAGAAUUACGGGAUGCUGGGAUCUCACAUGGGCUGAGCACGUCACAGAUAGAUACCUGCAAUGUUAGCAUAAGUACAAGCAGUGAUGAUAAUACAGCAACCUGGAACUCCUGUUUUCCACCACCUGUCAGUCAGGAGCAUCACUAUCAGAGAGAAAUGAGCCCACUUUCUCAUUCCAACCCACGGGACUGGUCGAAUGUGUUCAGUCCCCCCAUCAUUCCUGGAAGCCAACAACUGGAAGACCACACUAAAUCUUCAAUAAAACAGAAUAUUCAAGGUGAAGAUGACUUCAAUGCUGAAGAAGAUGAGGAAGUUUUGACUCUUCUGUAUGAUCCAUGCCUGUACUGUUACUUUGAUCCAAAUUCUGGGAAGUACUAUGAAUUGGCAUAGUCAGAACAUGAGAGGAUCUCAUUUUAUAUUCAGAGUAUCUUUUAACUUCUUGCAAAACAUGACUGAGUAUAAUUUAUUACCUAACUUAAAACUUAAAUUAAACAAUAGUUUUGCAACCAAAUUAA
Messenger RNA from Chiroxiphia lanceolata (lance-tailed manakin), 3173 nucleotides. RefSeq names its product CFAP20 domain containing (gene CFAP20DC). Lineage: Eukaryota; Metazoa; Chordata; Aves; Passeriformes; Pipridae. The record is from RefSeq and is a predicted model, not a curated record.